This is a messenger RNA of Xiphias gladius (swordfish), 2480 nucleotides long. It is a transcript of the gene pmpca, whose product is annotated as peptidase, mitochondrial processing subunit alpha. The coding region runs from base 60 to 1613 and encodes 517 amino acids. The transcript has 13 exons. Lineage: Eukaryota; Metazoa; Chordata; Actinopteri; Istiophoriformes; Xiphiidae. Gene Ontology annotation, molecular function: metalloendopeptidase activity; metal ion binding. Gene Ontology annotation, cellular component: mitochondrion. The record is from RefSeq and is a predicted model, not a curated record.
GCUUGAGCAGACCUUCAUCCUCACCAUCCGGGUUGAUUUCCGGUCACAGAGAAUCGAAGAUGGCGACUCACAUGUCGAGGUGUAGGACCUGGAGUCGUGUUCAGAGGUUUGGGAUCGCAGCUUACAGAAAGUACAGCAGUGGCGGCAGAUACCCAGAUAUCUCCCUCUCUACACCGCUGCCCGGGAUCCCCAAGCCAGUGUUUGCAUCUGUGGAUGGUCAGGAAAAAUACGAGACCAAGAUCACUACUCUAGAAAAUGGCCUCAGAGUGGCUUCCCAAAACAAGUUCGGGCAAUUCUGCACGGUUGGAAUUUUAGUAAACUCUGGAUCCAGAUAUGAAGCAAAGUACCCAAGUGGAAUAGCACAUUUCUUAGAGAAACUUGCCUUUUCUUCCACAGCUCAGUACGGGAGUAAAGAUGAAAUCCUGCUAACGCUGGAAAAACACGGAGGGAUAUGCGACUGCCAGACAUCAAGAGAUACCACCAUGUAUGCAGUGUCUGCUGAAGUGAAGGGCUUGGACACAGUGGUCAGUCUUCUCUCCGAUGCUGUACUACAGCCUCGCCUGCUGGACGAAGAGAUCGAGAUGACCAAAAUGGUGGUGCGCUUCGAGUUAGAAGACCUAAACAUGAGGCCGGACCCUGAACCUUUACUCACCGAGAUGAUCCACGCUGCCGCAUAUCGAGGCAACACGGUCGGACUGCCGCGCUUUUGCCCUGCAGAUAAUGUGGACACGAUCGACAAGAGGGUGCUUCACAGCUACCUGCGGAACUACUACUGUCCUGAGCGGAUGGUGCUGGCUGGAGUGGGCAUCGAGCACGAGCAGCUGGUUGAAUGUGCCAGGAAAUACCUGCUGGACGUGAAGCCAGCGUGGGGCACGGGCUCUGUGGCCAGCGUGGACAUGUCUGUAGCACAGUACACGGGCGGCAUUGUCAAGAUGGAGAAGGAUAUGUCAGAUGUGAGCCUUGGCCCCACCCCGAUCCCGGAGCUCACCCACAUCAUGAUCGGCCUGGAGACCUGCUCCUUCCUGGAGGACGACUUCAUCCCCUUCGCAGUGCUCAACAUGAUGAUGGGCGGAGGAGGCUCCUUUUCUGCAGGAGGACCCGGGAAAGGCAUGUUCACCCGCCUGUACCUGAACGUGCUCAACAGGCAUCACUGGAUGUACAACGCCACCUCCUACCAUCAUAGCUAUGAGGACAGCGGCCUGCUGUGUAUCCACGCUAGUGCAGACCCCAGACAGGUGCGGGAAAUGGUGGAAAUAAUAACCAGAGAGUUCAUUCAAAUGGCUGGAAACGCAGGAGAGAUGGAGCUAGAGAGGGCCAAGACUCAGCUCAAGUCCAUGUUGAUGAUGAACCUCGAGUCACGGCCGGUUAUUUUUGAAGACGUCGGUCGCCAGGUUCUGUCCACAGGAAAGAGAAAGCUGCCGCACGAACUGUGCGAGCUAAUAAGCAACGUGACAGGCAGUGAUAUUAAAAGAGUGACCACCAAGAUGCUGCGCAGUAAGCCCGCAGUAGCAGCUCUGGGAGACCUGACGGAGCUGCCCUCGUACGAACACAUCCAGGCCGCCCUGAGCAGCAAGGACGGACGUCUUCCCCGCAUGUAUCGUCUCUUCCGAUAGACUCCACCCCCCCCCAAAAUCAUCGUUCAGCCAGACUGAACUGGCAAACAUCACUGUAAAUAAAGUGGACUGGAAGAUUACACUAGUGCCCCCUCCCAACACAGAACUCAGCAGAGCUCACUCAGCGAGGGGGCUAAUCUCCGGGCUCUCAACUGCACCUUUGAGACUGGGGAGUAAGAAGAAAAGUAACAUUUUAUUCUCAAAUAGUCUACAUAUGGUUGGAGUGUAGGUAUUUAUUGUGUGUGGGCAGGAAGCCGUACGUCACUGUUUGCAGAUGGUUUGCAGGAGUUUGAUUUUAAAGGGACAAUUCACCCCGAGGCCGAAAGUUGAAGUGUUUCCCGUUUCAAAACCUCAGUACCAACCUGUUUGUAUGUUUUUACGCUGUGAAAUGAUCUUCGGGGUAAAUCAGCAUAGAGGCAAGAGAAGGGGGUGGCUAACACCCCCCCAGCAGUGUCAACGCUGUUACUUUUUAUUGAGCCUUUACUUUCCUCAGCUCUUGAGAAAUUCACCAAUCUCCACCCCAGACGUCCUCUUUUCCCAGAGCACAUGUAUAAAAACUUUGAAAAAUCUUACUGUUUAUUCAACAGCACUUCAUAAUCUCCCUAUACAGGCACAGGAGACAAAAUUCACAGCAAAAGUUAAGUGAUGAAAGAAAUAGCUGGAAAUCUUUGGAUCAGCGUGGACAACUUUACGUAACCAAUUUGUCCUCAAGACUGAAAUGCUGGCUUCUGUCAGCUUUGUCUCAGAUGUAAAGACACUGAAAUCUAAAGUGAAACCUCUUUUCUUUUUGUAAUUUUUUCUUUUUUUUUAGGUUGUGUCAUUGCCCUUGUAAAUUUCAAUAAACCUUGAGGGGAGAAAUUAAAGGAA